Zingiber officinale is the source of this 2276-nucleotide messenger RNA. Its product is annotated as geranylgeranyl transferase type-2 subunit alpha 1. Bases 45 to 2138 code for a protein of 697 amino acids. The record is from RefSeq and is a predicted model, not a curated record. The transcript is spliced from 8 exons. Gene Ontology annotation, molecular function: Rab geranylgeranyltransferase activity; protein binding. Gene Ontology annotation, biological process: protein geranylgeranylation. Gene Ontology annotation, cellular component: cytoplasm; Rab-protein geranylgeranyltransferase complex. NCBI's taxonomy places the organism in Eukaryota, Viridiplantae, Streptophyta, Magnoliopsida, Zingiberales, Zingiberaceae.
AUGACUCUGACCACGAUUCGAAGGCCGGUACGAAUUGAGGAGCGAUGCACGGGCGUCCGCGCCACGACCCCCGGCGGAAGGACGCUGCGGCGGCGGCGGAGAAGGCAGCUCGCCUCCGUGAACUCCAGGCUCAACUGCUGCACAAUCACCACAACCGCAUAUACACCGACGAGGCAAUUGAUUCGUCCUCAAAGCUUUUAGAGGUCAAUCCCGAAGUCUACACCGCUUGGAACUAUCGGAAGCUCGCUCUGCAGCACAACCUCGAUGGCGUCAACGAUGCCAACGUCGUCAAAUCGGCAAUCGAGGGCGAGCUCAGAAUCGUGGAGAUGGCACUGAAAACGAAUCCAAAGUCAUAUGGAGCGUGGUACCACAGGAAAUGGAUUCUCAAUCUCCAACGCUUGCCUGUUGAUUUCGAGCGUGAGUUCCGGCUUCUGGAUCUGCUGCUGAAGGCGGAUACAAGGAACUUUCAUGGAUGGAAUUACCACAGAUUUGUUGCUAAGUUGAAGAAUGUGCCAGAGGAGGAAGAGCUAGGGUUUACAAAGAAGAUGAUUGACUUUAAUUUCAGCAACUAUUCAGCUUGGCACAAUCGUAGUGCACUCUUGUCUCAUGUGCUAAAGAAAAAUGCUCUGGGAUUUUCCAAGGAGGAUAUUUUGACAGAGGAGUAUGACCUUGUACAUAAUGCCCUUUUCACUGACCAAACUGAUCAAAGUGGGUGGUUCUAUUAUCUAUGGCUGCUGGAUCAGACAGUUCGUACCAAUGACCCGCAGCUGGUCUCUUCAUGGCCUAUUGAUGGAUCAGAUUUUAUUUUAUCCACUGGUAGUAAGAUCCAUGAUUUCCAAGAGUUUCUCAUCACAAAAAAUGGUUAUAGAAUUUGGUUGCAUGGAGGAACAUUUCCUGUCAUUCUCUAUUUCGAUAGAGCUGUGAAAAAUAUAAGCCCAGCUAGUGUUCAUGUCAGUUCUUCAUUUGUAAAAAAUGAAGAUCUUACUUGGAGGCCACUAUCUGCUGAACAUUCAGAUGAAGCCUGUUGCUGGGUGGCCUUUCUUAAACUCCCUGAUGACAAUUCAAGCUCUCAUCUUGUAUCUGUCAGCCUUUGCAGGUCUGAUGAGAUUAUAGCAUCCAAUGGUUCUCAUUUCAAACAUCCAUCAGAGUUCACAUUUACUGUGACAUUAAGUUCAAAAGAAAUUAUAGAAGAAUCUGUUGAAGAAAGUUUUGUUUGGGACUAUGCUGAUCUAUGUAAACCACAAGAGGCUCCUUGUCCAAUGUUGUUCGAUAUGCUAAGAAUCAAUAAGAACCAUGAAGUGAAGGACAUAGUUUGGAAUUUACAAAUGUUAUCAAAUGAGAUGGAGCUUUUCAAAGAGUUCAAUGAAGAAGAUAGUAAAUUUGUGAAGAUAAUAUUAGCAAAACUCCUGGUUGCACAUAACAUAUUGAAUUCAGAUGGAUCUCUUAAAAGUUUAACAAAUCACACUGAAGAGGUUUUAUCAUUCUAUGAUGACUUGAUGAAGUUGGAUCCAUCACAUAAAAGAUACUAUGAAGAUGAAAAAAGUAUUGUUCUAAUGGAUCAGAUUACUUCUGAUGAUAAUUCUUUAUCGAAACACUGUUGGCAUUUUGAUAAACCAACUUCCUCAAGUUUCCAUCACCAAUCUUGCCUUCAGCUUAACAAACUCUCAUUAACACGGAUUGGCUCAGUUAAGAAUCUACUGUGGGUACAGAUGCUAGAUCUCAGAAAUAAUGAACUUCGGUCAGUUUCAGGUAUAGAAGCAUUACAGCUUCUUGUUUGCUUAAACCUAAGCAACAACCAGCUAAGCAGCUUUACAGCACUGGAGCCCCUGAAACUGAUUAGUUCCUUGAGGGUCCUGGAUGUCUCCUUCAACAUGAUCGGUUCGCAUGCAAUUGACACGACAAGGUACCUCUACUUAUCUCCGCUGUCUCAUACCUUGGAUCCAAAGCAACUCAUUGAAGAAUACGAGAAGAAAAAUACAAAUGUGCAAAGCUUCUGGGAGGCCAUUUUAUUUCUGAGAGCCAUGCAUUUGACACAGUUUGAUAUAAAGGGUAAUGCAGUUGUCAACCAGAAUUUUAGAGACAUGGCUAUUGAGUUGCUCCCGACUCUUAAAUGGCUCGAUGGGGAGCGAGUAAGGUGACUUUUAAAUCUGCCAAAAUUUCUUUUCUGAAACUUCAUUUCUUGUUGUGCUUUAUAUUCUUAGAGGUGUGAAACUUCAUUACAGUAGAACUUUGAUAUCGCUGAAUAUUUAGUGGCGGAAUGAAAACAAUGUUAGCUA